AUGGUCUCCCUGGUACUCUUGAUCUUGGCCCCAGUCCUUAUCUUGACCGCCGUGGUCGUUACAGGCAUCGCCCUCUUCGCCCCCGGCGCUUCAAACCCCAAACCCAAGGUCACUCCGACUCUCAUCACCCCUCUCGCUCCUAUUCCAAAGGUCAUAUUCACGACGCGGAUCCUACCAGAGAAGGGAGAGGUCACUACAACGUCACUUCUUCCCAGCAACAUUUCCACAACCACACCCCUCCAUCCUUUUGUUGAUAAGAUCCCGUCAUCGUCCUUGUCGUCUGCUAACGUCAUUACUACAACUAAGGUCCCUGACGUUGUCACCACCACCUCCAAGGGGCCAGAGGUUAUCACCCCCACGAGCGUCGCUCUUCCACCUCCACCUCCUAUUGCUGUACCCACCACCACCGCCGACGCCAAGGUGAUCCCCAUUCUCGUCCCUGCCUCUGACCCCGCACCUGCUCCUGCAGUCCCCUCAGUCAAAAGCAUCAAGGAAAAGAACAAAGACGACAAAGAAAAGAAGGACGAGGACGAAGAGGGGGAGGAGGAAGAUGACUGGGAGGAAGAUGAGGAGGAUGAUGAGGAGGAAGACGAAGACGAGUCGUCGAAUAUUAAUGGCACGACCGCCAUCCCGGCAGUCAAUGCUUCUGAUAGUCGUCAUGUCGAGACUGUCAAGUAUGAGAGUGGUUCUGACAAGCGUAAGGGUAGCAUUAACAGGAAGAAGAGAGCUGUCAGGAUGAGACGAUCUGUCGCAUUGAAGCAAGGUGAACAGGUGAUUGAUUCACAAGCAAAGUCUACCAACAAAAACAAGGACAAGAAGCCCGCGGUUGUUGAAGAGCUCCAGAAGCGGAUUGACGGGAUUGUCAGGGAGCAGAGUGCGCCCUUUGAGGCAGAGCUCUUCAGGAUCAUGACCAAUCUCCUUGACAGCCAAGACGCUGUCGAGUACCAGGACGUCCUCAGUUACAUUGAGGCUACCACCAGGCAGGAGGACUCAGAUUCGUCUGUCAACGACAAUAAGGAUGCUGCCACUCAAGCAAAAUUCCACGCCCAAGACGAAGCAGCCCACGCGCCAGCCUCUGGCUUCGACCCACGCGCGCUCCUCAACACUCUCCUCCAACCCUUCGUCAUCCAAUUCCGCACCGACGUCCGCAACACUGUCAUUUUCAUCUGCGGCAGCCAACACGACGGCCUCAUCGACGGCAAGAUCAACGGUAACGACGACUAUGCCAAAAAAGCCGCCCAGGACGAUAUCAUCUCCACCACCCAUUCGGACGGUGUCCACUUCACGGACCUGUACGAUCCCAAAACUGCCGCCCUGGCGCUCGACUGUUUGAAGACCCACUUUGGGCAUUUGACGGCGGCGUUGGGCAAGUUGCUGGUGGAUCGGUUCGCGGCUGCGAAAGAGUUUUUGUUGAAACAGGUUGCGGGAUUGGCGGGGGUCCCUCGGUUCUUGAUUCCAUUUUCGGAGGAAGGGGAGGAAAAGGGUGCUGCAGAUUUUGUGUCUGCUGUUGCAGUUGCAGUUGGUGACGCCUCGAUGUCGAGCGAGGAAGAGAAGGAAAGCGUUGAGCGGUCAGGAACGUUUGCGAAGUGGUUGGUCGAUAGUAUGGUGCACGAAUUCCAACUCGCCGUCGAACAUGAUCAGGAGCUCGCUAGCGGUGGUAGGAGUAACAUUGCGUCGGUCGCGAAUCUACCCGAUGCUGAGGAGAAGGAGAAGGAGGAAGAGGUGAGCCGCCCACUGGUGGCACCACGCGAGCCAUCUCAGCCUAGAAUUUGA
Molecule: messenger RNA, 1773 nt
Organism: Linnemannia hyalina
Lineage: Eukaryota; Fungi; Mortierellomycota; Mortierellomycetes; Mortierellales; Mortierellaceae
Source: the annotation of a GenBank genome assembly